CACGGGCGAUGUGUCAUUCAACACGGAUCGCAUGUUGAUCACGAAGCUGCGUAAUCUGUACGAGACGUGGCAGACGUUAUCAUUUAAAGUUUUCUUUUCAGAAGAUGCAGAUGUAACCAAUUUUCAUCUGAUUUAACGGAUAGUGCUGUGGAUGCGAGGAUGUCCCUGUGCGCUUUAAUUCUACCGCUCUUCUGUGUUAUCUUCUCGGCUUGGCAGGUCAGUGCAGAUGAGGACUGUUUGUGGUAUGUGGACAAAAAUGGUACCUGGCACAAUGGUUUUGACUGCCCACUCAUAACGUUCUGCUGCGGGAACUGUCAUCACCGCUACUGCUGCCUGGACGGCUUUAAGAUGAUCACCGAGGCAGCACAGAAACGCUGCAUGCUGUUCCAUCUCAGCCCCUCCACCCUUGCUGGCAUUGCUUCAUCCAUCCUGCUUUUUGUGGCUGCCAUAGCAACCAUGGUCUGUUGCUUCAUGUGUUCCUGUUGUUAUCUUUACCAGCGCCGACAGCAACGUGGUAGAACCCUUUAUGAAGCCCAGCACAUCCCCAUGGCCACCUAUCCUGUGGAGCCCAUGUGUGAUGCUUAUGGUAAACCCAUUGGACAUUACCUUGCAUAUCCAAUGGUGCAGCAGUAUCCCGGUAUCCCUCAUCACUAUCCCAUGAUGCCCCAGGGUCCUUAUCCUUCUUUUCCUCCUGAUGCAGGAUACAGUCAAGCAGCUCCCCCACCAUACUCCCCUCCCCAGGGCACUGAGAAAGCAGGAGUGUAAGCAGUAAAUGAUAUCCCAUACAGCGGAACCUUGUAGGGAAUUUGGGAAUCUCUUGAUUUGUGUUAUUUAUUCAUUUGUGGAGUAAAGCAUGAACUGACCCUG
Triplophysa dalaica is the source of this 867-nucleotide messenger RNA. RefSeq names its product shisa family member 4 (gene shisa4). The record is from RefSeq and is a predicted model, not a curated record. The transcript is spliced from 5 exons. The coding region runs from base 160 to 765 and encodes 201 amino acids. NCBI's taxonomy places the organism in Eukaryota, Metazoa, Chordata, Actinopteri, Cypriniformes, Nemacheilidae.